AUGGGGAGAAGCCUGAUCUUCUACUGCUGCCUUGUGGCCGUCGUUGCCAUUUCGGUGCAAGCCGCGGCGCAAGACAAGGUAGACAACUUCGACGUGGACGAGAUCCUCAACAACGACCGCCUCCUGAUAUCCUACAUCCUAGACGCAGACGACGGAAAGUGCACCACCGAGGGCAAGGAGAUCAAAACUAAGCUGCCAAAAGUGUUGGCGGCGGGAUGUGGAGACUGCUCGCCUAGCCAGCUGGAGAGGGCUAUCAAGAGCCUGAAGCACAUCACAGAGAAGCACCCUGCAGAGUGGACCAAGCUGAAGGCCAAGUUCGACCCCACGGCGAGAGUGUAUACUACGUGGUUGCUAUACUAG
Schistocerca americana (American grasshopper) is the source of this 360-nucleotide messenger RNA. Its product is annotated as ejaculatory bulb-specific protein 3-like. Lineage: Eukaryota; Metazoa; Arthropoda; Insecta; Orthoptera; Acrididae. The coding region runs from base 1 to 360 and encodes 119 amino acids. The transcript is spliced from 3 exons. The record is from RefSeq and is a predicted model, not a curated record.